Molecule: messenger RNA, 1630 nt
Organism: Paramecium pentaurelia
Lineage: Eukaryota; Ciliophora; Oligohymenophorea; Peniculida; Parameciidae
Source: the annotation of a GenBank genome assembly
AUGAAGCAUAGAGCUGCAACUAAUAGUUUAAAUCAAAAGGAGAAUGAGAAAUGUAUUGGGAAUCAAUAUGCCCUCAAGUAUCGACCACCCUUGCAAUAGGAUUUACUUAUGAACCUAAAGAAUCAGCAAUUGAAGAAUUUGGAUGCAAUUAGUUAAAUACUGCAAUCUAAAUUUUGUAAAGUAGAGAAGAGAGACAAUGUUGAAUACUUUAAAUUUGAUUUUAAAAAACAGAAUAUUUGUGAUAGAGUAAAGUUCUUAAUCAAUCAACCAGAUGAUGAUACAAAUAAAACUGAAUAAUUCAAGGCAUAAUAUAAAGUGGGCAGUCGUAUUGGUUAAGGUGCAUAUGCUACAGUGAGAAUUGCAAUAUAGAUAGAGAGUGAUACAAAAGUGGCAAUAAAAAUAUAUGAAAAAACUAAGAUUAAAGAUUUAUAGAGAAGAAAAGGAGUGAGAAGGGAAAUAGAAAUAUUAGAGAAAUUAGAUCAUCCUAAUAUAGUUAAGAUUCUAGAUACUGUAGAAUCAAAUAAUCAUGUGAAUAUAAUAUUAGAAUAUGUUAGCGGUCAUUCAUUACACCAUUUGGUUAGGAAGUAAUUGGUAAUAUAUUAAUUUAAAUCUUAAGGAAAAAAGAUUAGAAGAAGAAAUUGCAAAAGGAAUAUUCAAAUAAAUUUUAGAUGCAAUUUAAUAUUGUCAUUCCAAGAACAUUGCUCAUAGAGAUAUUAAAUUAGAAAAUAUCUUAUUAGAAGGGCUCAAUCCUAAAUUGAUAGAUUUUGGAUUUUCAACAUCUUUCCCUAUUGAAAAGAAAGUGAAAAUGUUUUGUGGUACUCCAAGUUAUAUGGCACCAGAAAUAGUUACAAGAUAAGAAUAUAGAGGAGACAAAUCAGAUGUAUGGGCAUUAGGAGUAGUGUUAUACACAAUGUUAUAAGGUGUAUUUCCAUUCAAAGGAGAUACUGAUUCAGAAUUAUAUAAUAAAAUCUAAUCAGGUGAAUUUACAAUCCUUCAUGAUAUAUCUAAAGAAGCAAUUGCAUUAUUAUAUGGAAUGUUGACUAUUGAUCCAGAUGAAAGACCUACUGUUGUAGAAUUAUUGAAUUAUCCUUGGUUUAAAAAAUAACAAUAAAAUUAAGAAAAUGAAGAUAUCAAAAAGAAACAUAAAUUACCAGAUGAUUUAUAAGAAGAUCUAAAUACAAUAACUAAAAAUAUGUCUUAUAUUACUCCUACUAGUUAAAUUAAAUAAUAGCUUUAUUUUGAUUUUUCUCAUUUUAAAAACAAUUCUAAAUAAAAUAAUACUAAAGUAAUUAUUUACCUAAUUUAGGCUAUUAUACCAAAACCUACUUAUUUCACUACUACAAAUGCUUAAACAAAACAAAGAGAACCAUAGUUUUUUAAAGUUGAUAAAAUUCUUACAAAAAAUGAACGACACACAACUACACAUUCUAAAGAAAGAUAACCUACACUAUCUAAAGAAAGAUAAUCAUCUUAUAGUUUUGAAUCUAGUAGAGGUUUGUCUUAAAAAAAGAAUCCACAUUAAUUGACUGUUCAUCCUAGUUUCAUUCCUAGUGAAAAGAGCUUUAAUUCUGUCAAGAGUCCAUCAGUAGGUAUGACAGAAAAACGUUCUUUCAAUUUUUUUUAUAAUUGA